Molecule: messenger RNA, 3741 nt
Organism: Cladocopium goreaui
Lineage: Eukaryota; Dinophyceae; Suessiales; Symbiodiniaceae
Source: the annotation of a GenBank genome assembly
AUGCCAGCGAUCCUUGAACGACAAGAAGCUUUGGAUGCCACUGGAAGCAUCAGACACCGCUGGCUGUUCCUACAGGACUUCAGCUCCAUUCCUCCGCCUCUGUCCGCGGUGAAGCUGGCCUUCGGCAUUGAUGCAGCGGAGCGCAGAGAUGUCACGGCGGAUCAGAUCUUUAAGGACUGGCAGCGGUGCAAUUUGUGGCGCCGGCGACGGACUUACAAGAUCAAAGAGACCGUCUUCCCGGGCGUUUCGCAGCUGGGUGACCUGGCCCUGGCCUGCCACCUGCGCCACCGUCCCUUCGUCGCUGCCCUGGCGGAGCUGACGCCGGAGAGCGCGGAGAGCCCCCUGCGGCGGUGGUACCUCCGGGGUGGCACGUGGAGGCCGGAGGAGCCCGUGUUGAACGUGCUCUUUUCCCAGGAGAUGCUGAAGGGCUUGAGCAAGUACUGUGCAGAAGCGUUGCAAGCGGCUGAGUAUGCGAGCAAACAGAACUAUGGCGACACUGGGACCAAAGCAGUGUCUCCAUAUCGAGUCUUGUGCAUUGGUAGCGGAUGCUCACGUUUGCGUCACUAUCUCCACUUCUUGCUCUCCAAAAUCCUUCCUGGAAAGGACGUGAAAGUGGCCGCCGUGCUUCCCCGGGGAGACACCGAGGCCCGAGACCCCGCGCGGCCUUGUUCGGCCAUGGCGCGCUGGCCUUCGCUGGACGAAUUCAACGAGGAGACACCGUUUCAUCCUCCAGAGACGCAGCUCUCUUUGGAGGAAGCAUUGGAGGUGUAUGCCCCGCGACUGGUGAUCUGCGUUUGCAUGCCUCCAGGUAUUGAUUGGUCCAGUGCUUUCCGUCGUUGCCCCAGCGUCCUGGAGUACCUUUUGUUGGGCCCCGCGGACACUGAGCGCUGCGGCCAUCUGGCAGAGACCUGGGGUGGGCCGUUGGGCUUCGCGAACCGCGGCAAGGACGCGAAGAUGCCCGGCUACGCGGCGGCUGGCUUUGUGAGGCAUGACUUGGAGGAGUUGAGUGAGACGGUCUUGGGCACCGAUGAUGCUCCUGGCAGGGUGGGCACCAACUCCAUCGUCAGCUUCCGACGGCUGCUGAAACCCUCUCUGACCCGAGCUGCGGUGGCCCCAUCAAAAGAAGCCGAGGGCGUGAGCCAAAUUUGGGCCUUACCCUUACGCCUGGAGAAUGGAGGCGGUGAGGGCGAGGUCUGGUUUGCCUUGGAGCGGCGCAAGACAGGGCAGCCCUGGACUGGGGAUGCUGUCGCUGCUGCAGCCAGGUCCGCCCCGGCUACCCUGUGGCCCGCCGAUGAACCACUCACCGCGGCGACGAAUUCUGCAGUGCUUUUGGUGCCGGUGGCUGCAGCUGCGCCGACGGCGCUGCCUCCCCUGAUGCCGGCAGUGGGGAUGUUGUCCGUCCGAGACGAGCCAAAGCACGAAAAAAGCGCUGGCAUUCUUUCCACCAGUGGAAUGUUCUGUUGGCUCGUGGUGCUCUGCCUGCUCGCUUACUAUCUGCAUGUGGUCCAACCUGUUUGGUUCGUGCACUUUAUGCGGAAAUCCCAGACCAUGCUGGCCAUGGUUCACGGGGUUCACGGUUCCGAGAGGGAACAUCACUUUGGUCAGUUCGAGGCUCGCACCGGGGCUAGGCAUGGCUGCAUAGAGUUGUGUUUACUUUUUGCCAUUGAAACACUCGACCUUGGUGAUCUCAGAGGAUGGGUUCUACAUGUGAAUGAGUGUCUUCGGGAUGCCUCCGGGGACUCCAACAAAGAAACGGGCCAGUCAGGGUCAGGGCAAUCUGGAGACGAGGAGAUAAAGGCUGUGGCUUUUGAGGAUUCAGUGGUUGAGUCAGCUCCAUCUUCAGCCAUGGAGACUGCUGAGACAGCUGUGCAUCAUUCCAGACCUUCAAGGGAAGCUCCAGCUGACCUUUAUCUUGAUCCCUGCCUCUUCUAUUCAUACACAGCUGGUUGUGCCAAGGGAGAGGAAUGUGAAUAUUCACAUUCAAUCCAUGCAGAUCAGGUUGCCGUGCCUGAGGUGAAACAGCGGCGUGGCCAAGCACGGUUUCGCAUCAAGAAUCGGCUGAACCAACAUUUUGAGAGGUUCAUCCACAUCGGUCACAUCGAGCGCAUUGGCCACAUCGGGCGCAUCGACAUCGACAUCAUCAACGUACCGUACUGUCAGCUCAGUCAGGCUCAAAGUUCGAUGCUUCCCGAAGCCAAAAAGACGAACGUGCGACAGAAUAGGUCAAGAGCGAGUUUCAACCCUGCCCGAAUCUAUCCGUCUGAUCGCAUCCGAUGGCAGCAAAGUCGCGACCAGACCGCUCAAAGUUCGAUGCUUCCCGAAGCCAAAAAGACGAACGUGCGACAGAAUAGUUGGGAUGGGACCAUGGGACCCAGCGGUGAGAUGACGAAUGCCGCGAUUUUCAAUGAAUUUCAGGCUCAAAGUUCGAUGCUUCCCGAAGCCAAAAAGACGAACGUGCGACAGAAUAGGUCAAGAGCGAGUUUCAACCCUGCCCGAAUCUAUCCGUCUGGUCGCAUCCGACCCGACCGCAUCUUGUGCCUGAAAGAAGGGGCUCAAAGUUCGAUGCUUCCCGAAGCCAAAAAGACGAACGUGCGACAGAAUGUCAACAAGAGCGCUAGAUGGGUUCUACAUGUGAAUGAGUGUCUGCGGGAUGCCUCCGGGGACUCCAGCAAAGAAACGGGCCAGUCAGGGUCAGGGCAAUCUGGAGACGAGGAGAUGAAGGCUGUGGCUUUUGAGGAUUCAGUGGUUGAGUCAGCUCCAUCUUCAGCCAUGGAGACUGCUGAGACAGCUGUGCAUCAUUCCAGACCUUCAAGGGAAGCUCCGGCUGACCUUUAUCUUGAUCCCUGCCUCUUCUAUUCAUACACAGCUGGUUGUGCCAAGGGGGAGGAAUGUGAAUAUUCACAUUCAAUCCAUGCAGAUCAGGUUGCCGUGCCUGAGGUGAAACAGCGGCGUGGCCAAGCACGGUUUCGCAUCAAGAAUCGGCUGAACCAACAUUUUGCCGCGCAGAGUCUCUACGAAGUGCACCAAGAGCUUCAGCAGGAAGCGUUCAUCCACAUCGGUCACAUCGAGCGCAUUGGCCACAUCGGGCGCAUCGACAUCGACAUCAUCAACGUACCGUACUGUCAGCUCAGUCAGAUUUCCAUGCGCAAGAUCCCACAGACGGAGGGCAGCUUGCCGGAUGAAUACUGCUGCGAGAUUUCCAUGCGCAAGAUCCCACAGACGGAGGGCAGCUUGCCGGAUGAAUACUGCUGCGAGAUUUCCAUGCGCAAGAUCCCACAGACGGAGGGCAGCUUGCCGGAUGAAUACUGCUGCGAGAUUUCCAUGCGCAAGAUCCCACAGACGGAGGGCAGCUUGCCGGAUGAAUACUGCUGCGAGGCUCAAAGUUCGAUGCUUCCCGAAGCCAAAAAGACGAACGUGCGACAGAAUAGGUCAAGAGCGAGUUUAACACCCCUGCCCGAAUCUAUCCGUCUGAUUGCAUCCGAUGGCAGCAAAGUCGAGACCCGACCGCAUCUUCUAUGUGAGCAGUUUGGGAUGCUGACCCAGCAGUUCAUCCUGAGCAGAUCAGCAGUCGCUCAAGCAGAUGUUGUGGUCGUGGUUGGGGGGCGCAUCUCUUCGAUGCUUCCCGAAGCCAAAAAGACGAACGUGCGACAGAAUAGAGCCAGUUUCAACCCUGCCCGAAUCUAUCCGUCUGGUCGCAUCCGAUGGCAGCAAAGUCCUGACCUGACCGCAUCUUGUGCCUGA